Molecule: messenger RNA, 998 nt
Organism: Lipotes vexillifer (Yangtze River dolphin)
Lineage: Eukaryota; Metazoa; Chordata; Mammalia; Artiodactyla; Lipotidae
Product: AT-rich interactive domain-containing protein 5B
Exons: 6
Coding region: 15-998 (327 amino acids)
Biological process (GO): regulation of transcription by RNA polymerase II
Cellular component (GO): nucleus
Molecular function (GO): transcription cis-regulatory region binding
Source: RefSeq, a predicted model, not a curated record
UUCAGAACGUCGAGAUGGAGCCCAACUCACUCCAGUGGGUCGGCUCACCGUGUGGCUUGCACGGACCUUACAUUUUCUACAAGGCUUUUCAAUUCCACCUUGAAGGCAAACCAAGAAUUUUGUCCCUUGGCGACUUUUUCUUUGUAAGAUGUACGCCAAAGGAUCCGAUUUGCAUAGCGGAGCUCCAGCUGUUGUGGGAAGAGAGGACCAGCCGGCAACUUUUAUCCAGCUCUAAACUUUAUUUCCUCCCAGAAGACACUCCCCAGGGCAGAAAUAGCGACCAUGGCGAGGAUGAAGUCAUUGCUGUUUCCGAAAAGGUGAUUGUGAAGCUUGAAGACCUGGUCAAGUGGGUACAUUCUGAUUUCUCCAAGUGGAGAUGUGGCCUUCGAGCUGGGUCAGUGAAAAUGGAGUCCCUGGGAAGGAAUGGACAGAAGGAAGCUCUGCUGAAGUACCGGCAGUCAACCUUGAACAGUGGACUCAACUUCAAAGACGUUCUCAAGGAAAAGGCUGACCUUGGGGAGGACGAGGAAGAAACGAACGUGAUAGUUCUCAGCUACCCUCAGUACUGCCGCUACCGCUCGAUGCUGAAACGCAUCCAGGAUAAGCCGUCUUCCAUUCUCACGGACCAGUUUGCGUUGGCCCUGGGGGGCAUCGCAGUGGUCAGCAAGAACCCUCAGAUCCUGUACUGUCGGGACACCUUUGACCACCCAACUCUCAUAGAAAAUGAGAGCAUAUGCGAUGAGUUUGGAUGCCUAAUUUUGCAGAUUAUUCAGGUUCAGAUUAUUCUGCUCAGACGUUACAGGCCUCACUGUGGUUUGGGGGUCCACGGUGGCCUCUCCAGUCUGAUUGUUCACGACUCCAGCAGCCCUGGAGCUGCUGCGGGGGUAUUUCGCCAUCUUGGAGGACGAAAGAACGUGGGGCUUGGGCGGAAGAAGGCUGUGCGUUCUGAUGCUUCUCGGGUUCUUAUCCGCACGUUCCCUGAGCACCAACUCUGUUGA